This is a messenger RNA of Scomber japonicus (chub mackerel), 1898 nucleotides long. RefSeq names its product aminoadipate-semialdehyde synthase (gene aass). The record is from RefSeq and is a predicted model, not a curated record. The coding region runs from base 117 to 1898 and encodes 593 amino acids. Gene Ontology annotation, cellular component: cytoplasm. Lineage: Eukaryota; Metazoa; Chordata; Actinopteri; Scombriformes; Scombridae. Gene Ontology annotation, molecular function: saccharopine dehydrogenase activity. The transcript is spliced from 16 exons.
UGUGUACAGGAGCAGCUCCGUCUCACCUCUGCGUGACACUGCUGUCGGUGAGCCGUCGCCACGUUUCCUCUGCACGAGCCGGUGAUCACAACCCGGUCACUAAGGGAGGUGAAGUCAUGUUCCGACUCCUCAGUCGUCAUGGUAACAGGACGCCGAGCUGCCUCUCAGGCCAGCGUCGCCAUGCCCACCACAAGGCCGUCAUCGCCAUCCGCCGUGAAGACAUCAACCCCUGGGAGAGGAGGGCGCCGCUGGCCCCGCGCCACGUCAAAGAGCUCACCCACGCCGGCGUCAAAGUCCUGGUCCAACCCUCCAACCGCAGAGCCAUCCACGAGAAGUAUUACAUGAAAGCGGGGGCCAUCGUUCAGGAGGACAUCUCAGAGGCUUCGCUCAUCAUCGGGGUGAAGAGGAUGCCUGAGGAGAAGGUCAUUCCCAAGAAGACCUACGCCUUCUUCUCCCACACCAUCAAGGCUCAGGAGGCCAACAUGGGUCUACUGGAGGAUCUGCUGAAGAAGGAGGUGCGUCUGAUAGAUUAUGAGAAGAUGGUGGAUCCUAACGGCUACCGGAUCGUAGCGUUUGGCCAGUGGGCCGGCGUCGCAGGAAUGAUUAAUAUUCUUCAUGGACUGGGUCUGCGUUACCUGGCUUUAGGACAUCACACUCCCUUCAUGCACAUCGGCAUGGCUCACAACUACCGGAACGUCAGCCAGGCCAUCCAGGCAGUGAGGGAUUGUGGGUAUGAGAUCUCCAUGGGGCUCAUGCCGAAAUCCAUCGGGCCCGUGACGUUCUGCUUCACUGGGACCGGCAACGUCUCCAAGGGAGCCCAAGACAUCAUCAACGAACUUCCUGUUGAAUAUGUUGAACCUCAUGAGUUGAAGGACGUGUGUGAAGCUGGAGAUAUGACCAAAGUGUACGCCACCGUUCUGAGCCGACAUCACCACCUGAUCAGGAAGAGCGACGGUGUGUACGACCCCUUCGAGUACGAGCACCACCCCGAACUCUACACCUCCAACUUCAGGACCAACGUGGCUCCAUACACUAACUGCCUGAUCAACGGUAUCUACUGGGACCCUCACACCCCCCGACUGCUGCGACGGCUGGACGCUCAGAAGCUCAUCAGACCUCCCAAGAUCUUAGCGACCGCCAGCGAAGGAUCACCGCAGCUGCCUCACAAGCUGCUGGCCAUCUGUGACAUAUCAGCUGAUGCCGGCGGCUCCAUAGAGUUCAUGAACGAUUGCACAACCAUCGAUAAACCUUUCUGCAUGUACGACGCCGACCAGCACAUCGACCAUGACAGCGUGGAGGGAAACGGGAUCCUCAUGUGCUCCAUCGACAACCUUCCCGCUCAGCUUCCCAUCGAGGCCACCGAGUACUUUGGAGACAGACUCUUCCCCUACAUCUGGGAGAUGCUGCCUUCAGACGCCACCAGACCGCUGGACGAAGAGGAGUUCAGCCCACAAGUCAGAGACGCUGUCAUCACCUCUAACGGAGUCCUCACCCCGAAGUUCGAAUACAUUGACAAACUUCGGGAAAGAAGAGAGAAAGCUCAGAUCCUGAAGAAGAGCGGCAUGAAGCGUGUUCUGCUGCUGGGAUCCGGUUACGUCUCCGGUCCCGUCGUUGAGUAUCUGACCCGCGAUGAGAGGACUCAGGUCACCGUCGCGUCGGUGCUGCUGAGGCAGGCGGAGGAGCUGGCAGCUAAGUAUCCAAACACCAUCCCAGUGAUGCUGGACGCCACCAGUCAGGAAGGACACCUGGACUCUCUGGUCAAAGAUCACGACCUGGUCAUCAGCAUGCUGCCGUACGCUUACCACCCGCUCAUCGCCAAGCACUGCAUCAACAGGAAGGUGAACAUGGUGACGGCCAGCUACCUGAGUCCUGCCAUGAAGGAGCUGCAGAGCAGGUGA